UGUAUCAUGGGGUCUGCGGCAUCUAGUCUAAAGAGAGAAGUUCAUGAAGAACUGUCCUGCAGCAUCUGCCUGGAGCUGUUCACCAGGCCCAAGGUGCUGCCCUGUCAGCACACCUUCUGUCAGGACUGUCUACGGGACCUUGCAGAGGUUCGAGUACCCCUACAAUGCCCAAAUUGUCGUCAGCAGGUCAGGCUGCCACCCCAGGGGGUCGCAGGUUUGCCGGACAACCGCAUAGUGGCCAACAUGAUUGAGAAACUCCAAAAACAGGAAAAUCACUUAGAAGAAACAAGGGAACAACCCCAGUCUGAUAACAGGUGCAGCUUUCACCCCACAGAGGAAGUCAAGCUCUACUGUAAACAGUGUAACGUGCCAGUUUGUAUUGAGUGUUGUGAAGAGGGCCAUGAUGGACAUCCUACUACAGGUCUCAAAAAAGCUGCACAGGAGAAGCGUUCUACGGUCCAGGCCUUGAUCAACGAGGGAAGGAACAUAAUGGAAAAUUACUUAACCUUCCUUAAAAGUCUAAGGCAAGAAGAGGAAGCCCUGGUUGAAAAGAAACAGCAGAGAGACAACAGCAUCAUUCAGGCCUACAACCAAAUGGUGCAAAAACUCACAGAGAGAAAAGACCUUCUCUUGUCUGAAUCACAGCGAAGUCACAGAGAGAACUUGGAGAAAAUACAGACAGAAAGUGACAGAGUGUUGGCAGAUGUUAAUGAACUGUCUGCUGCCUGUGAUCGAGCAGAACAAGAACUGCAGCAAGGAUGGGUUGAGAUUCUCAGUCAGCAAACAGCUUUGACAGAGAUGGUAGGAAAGUACAGAGGAAAAGCAGCACUAACUCUUAUACAAACCCAGCCUGCUAUCUUUCAGCCCACAGAUACCCCAGUGCCAGUAUUGGGAUGCAUGACGGUCCAGUCUCUCCCAUUUGCACAAAUCCCUGCAGCACCUGCACCAAUCCCAACAGCAUCUGCACCAAUCCCAGCAGCACCUGCAUCUAGUAAAGAUGCAGCAGGGGGCAGGGAUCAUCACUAUGGCAACCAAAGACAACAGGAGCAUCAGCCUCAGAAUGUGACAUUUGGUGGAAGGGGAUCAGGAGCAGGACAGUUCAAUGGUCCAUAUGGUGUUACAGUGUCAGAUGAAGGGGAGAUAUUUGUAGCUGACAAGGGGAACCAGAGAAUCCAAGUCUUCACCCUGCAGGGAACGUUUGUGAGACAGUUCCCAACAGUUGUAUCAGGUGAACAGAAGAUGGUCCCCCGUGAUGUGGCCAUGGACGGGGUGGGGAGCCUGUGGGUGGUAGGGAGGACAUAUCAGGAUGCUGAGCUUGCUGUGCAGUACAACAAACAUGGCAGGGUGCUGAGAGAGUUUGACCUACAGAAGACAGGGUGGAUGAGAGGAGUUGCCGUGGACGCCAGGAGGAACCACAUCCUCAUCACACAAACCACAGGAGAUGGGGACAACCCACAUGGUAAAGUUUUGGUGUUCAGGCGAGAUGGGACACUUGUGAGAACUGUGGGUCAGCAACAGGGGAUGAAGUACCCAUGGUACAUCACUGUGGAUGGGGAAGGGAACAUACUUGUGGCAGACUGGGACAAUCACUGUGUCUAUGUGUACAACGUGGAUGGACAGUUUCUGUUCCAGUUUGGAGGUGAGGGAAGUGGUGAAGGUCAGCUGAAGCAUCCCCUUGGCAUCUGUACUGAUAGGGCAGGAAACAUCAUUGUGGUAGACUAUGACUGGGGAAACAGCCGUGUGGAGAUGUUUGACAAGACAGGAAAAUUCCUCAAACACAUCGCUACAGACAUGGAGGGGCCAAGGGCUGUUGCCAUGGCACCACAGGGACAGCUGGUAGUAACUGAUGAUAAAGAGCUUCAAGUCAGCAUAUUCCAGAGCUUCUGAAUCUCAGUGAGGUGAUUAACAGCCUUAGUCAAUCUAUUAUAGACUAUCAUUAUCAACUUGAAAAACUGGAAUUAUUAUGGCCUCACUUGCUUUCAUUACACUUGUACAAGUCCCGUACAAGUCCUGCAAAAUGAGAUUUUGAAAAAGCCUUAUGGCUAUGCUACAGGAAAUAAGACAAUUGGA
Messenger RNA from Branchiostoma floridae (Florida lancelet), 2070 nucleotides. Its product is annotated as tripartite motif-containing protein 3-like. Gene Ontology annotation, cellular component: extracellular region. The record is from RefSeq and is a predicted model, not a curated record. Lineage: Eukaryota; Metazoa; Chordata; Leptocardii; Amphioxiformes; Branchiostomatidae. The coding region runs from base 7 to 1887 and encodes 626 amino acids. The transcript has a single exon. Gene Ontology annotation, molecular function: zinc ion binding; protein binding.